AUGUUACCACCAAUUCUUAUAAUUUCAAAAGCUAUUGUAGCUAUUGAAGUUGUUUUUGGAGUUACUGGAAAGAUUACAGCUGUUAAUAUCAUUAACUGGAUCAAAAGGAAAAAAAAAUCUUCUGCUAAUAUGAUCCUGAUCUUUCUGAGCACAUCAAGAUUUAUCGUGCAGGUGGCUAUAUUGAGGCACAUUCAUUGUCUCUACUUUGCGGAUGACUUUAAGUUGACUUCCGUGUACAAAGUUUUUGGUGCUGUAAACCAUGCCAGUUUGUGGUUCAGUACCUGGCCCUAUGUACUCUACUGUGUAAAAAUAAUCAAUGUCAGCCAAUGGCUGUUGCUGCAAGUCAAGCUCAGAAUAACUGGGAUGGUCCCAUGGCUGCUUCUAGGAUCCCUGGUGAUCUCUUCUGUGACUUCUCUUCCUUUUCUAUGGAUUACAUUCAGCACUUACCUCUGCAGCUCAACAGGGAACUGUGGAGGAAAUAACACAGCGCAUAUCACUGACUGGGACAGUUCACAUCUCUACCUGCUGCUUCUUUACUUUGUAGGUUGGUUUUUUCCUCUAGUACUAUCUGUGGUACCCUCAGUCCUAUUAAUUACUUCUUUAUGGAAACACUCGAAGAAGAUGCAAUGUUAUGUAGAUACUUUCAGUAAUCCACUGGUUCACCUAACUCUCAUUAAAUCCAUUAUUCCUUUCUUGAUCCUGUAUCUUUCCAGUUUUGUAGAAGAUGGAAGAUAUGACUCUAUGCCUCAUAUUCUAACUGAAGAGAAACACUCUCGAGUAACAGACCUUGAAUUCAGACUUUUAUGCAUUUAUUGUUUCAUUGUCUUUCUUCUUAACCAGUAA
Molecule: messenger RNA, 843 nt
Organism: Phaethon lepturus (White-tailed tropicbird)
Lineage: Eukaryota; Metazoa; Chordata; Aves; Phaethontiformes; Phaethontidae
Product: taste receptor type 2 member 119-like
Biological process (GO): detection of chemical stimulus involved in sensory perception of bitter taste; G protein-coupled receptor signaling pathway; sensory perception of taste
Cellular component (GO): membrane
Molecular function (GO): G protein-coupled receptor activity; bitter taste receptor activity
Source: RefSeq, a predicted model, not a curated record